AUGGGGCCGUUUCCUGUGACCGUUGAACCGUCCGUCAACUCCAAAGAUGACUCCGAGCCUCGAGUCCAAAUCAACGAGCUGCCGACCUUGGAUCAAACCCGAAGUGGAGGCCAUGCGCCAUCCAAUCUACGACGUGCCAACACGGUAGCACAAGGAGGCAAUAUCAAGCGGAAUUUGGAAUUGAAGGCCACUCGAGACAGGACGGCGACCACGGGGCUGCGUGCCAAGGAUAGCCAUGAAUUGUUACGGAAAGCCCCGUUGCAACGGUCCCAGACGCAGCGCGGCCCGCUCGAGGCGCGUCCGGCCCCGCGCAAAGCAGGUCAUUUUACGGUUGGAAGUGUCGGCCAGAAUGGCAAGAUCUUUCUCAGGCCGAUUGCCAAUCCGCCGCAGAAAGCCUCCCCAAUAGUCCCCUUCCCCUCCGUUGAUCAAGUGACAAGUGACCGUCUUCAGCCGCAAAAACACGCCCAUAUCCGAGAUGACCCUUCACGCUGGUCAAGCUCGCAACUUUCUGAACUGCGCCCUCGCAACGGUCCCGACGAAGAGUACGAGUCGGUUGUUUCCGACUCUAUACGGCCCGAGUCCGUCAGAAACACCCAUCACAGAGCGAACUCGUUCUCGACGAUAUCAGAACAGCAGUCGGUGUCCGGCGUGGGGAAACGUGGCGAGCUGCGCAUUGUGAUUGAUAGAUCUGAGGACCGGCCCAAGCCCUCAAAUGGGAAAUCGGGUAACACCACGCUGGAGGUUCCUAUCCCGCACUACCGGCUCGGUACACCGCGAUUCAACACCGAAGGCAGUGCGGCCCUGCACAGUUCCGUCUACACGCGGACAUCAAUGUCCGAUAAUUUCCGCAAUUCGAGCUUCCUGGGUAGCAUGGCAGACCCUUUUCCGACCCAUCUCGCGAGCCCGUACUGCAGAGACUCUUUCUCUCGUCACCGGCCGUCCUUUGCGGUAUCCAUGUUUUCGGGGACCGCGGCCAUUGAUCUCAGUCGAGCCUCGCCAAUACCCAGAAACUCCGUGGUAUAUGAACUGAACGGACCGGUGGAACCGUCUAUUUAUGAACGCUUGGUUUCGGACAUGGACCGUGAAGCCGUCGUGCGGUAUAUUCCCGGCACUAAAGACGUCAGUGCUGCUACGCCCGCGCGGAUUGUUGCGCAAAUAUCUUCAGAGUCGUUCAUGGACUACGAGUUGGUGUCGGACUUCUUCCUCACCUUCCGCUCUUAUCUUUCACCAAGCCAUUUGCUAGCCCUGCUUCUUGCACGCCUACGGUGGGCGAUUAAUAGGCUACAGGAUGAUGGCCGCAUCAUUCGUAUUCGAACGUUUGCAGCUCUUCGUCAUUGGAUUCUGAACUACUUUGUUGACGAUUUUAUCACGAACUAUGAUCUCCGGUCCCACUUUUGUGAAACCAUCAACGUUCUAUAUGAAGACGUCAAAUCCCGGGAGAACGGUGGCAUGAGUGACUUGAAAAUUCUGCUCGAUUUGAAGCGGUGCUGGAACGGAAAGUGUUCGGUCUAUUGGACGUCACCCGAGCUCGCUCGUGCAUAUAACGAUCCAGACAGUCCCAUUGAGCCUGGAAGCGUACAAAUUGAACUGCCUAAAGAGGAUACAAACCAGCAAAGCCCGGCUGGCACGCUCCCUCAUACAGACGCCAAUCUCCGUGACAGUCUGCCCAGUUCCACGCAACAUGAUCGGAAGGAAUCUGCUGCGACUGUUCAGAGCAUACCUUUCUCCACCAAAAGCGAUCAAAGCUUGCUGGCCUUGUCUUGCUCUCUGCCUCCUAAAUCUCCAAAACGCUAUUCCAAUCCAUAUUCCAAGAGCAAGGGACCGCGGCCGGUGCAACUAGGACUCAGCAAAUCUACAUCUCCACAUGAACCUCCUCCCACGUCGCCGAAGCUUUCGCGGCACCCAUAUCAUGGUCACGGACAUAAGAGGAGCGGCAGUUUCUCCGAUUCGGUGCGAGAUGACCGGGUGCCCAUGUUUGGUAUGGAACUUGGUUCUGGGGGUGCUAGAAUGCCGGAAAUACUGGACCCUGUCAGUUUCAUUCGCGGAGCGCUCUACCCUCCUGCGGAAACUUAUAUGACAAUGAUGGCCCCCGACUCGCCUCCUUUGGCCCCACCCUCGAACUCCUCAAAUCCAGACCGUCGAAGUAGCUCGGAUGGUGGACCCAAGCCAGCCCCGCCGAAUUCAGGCGUUAGGACAAUCAUUGGUUCGAUCAAGCGUGCACUUCACACCAGAAAUGGCGGCCAUAGUGUUUCUGCUCGGAUUGCGAAUGCCUCUGAGGCUAUCUCAUUGCCGUCCCGCGGAAAGACCUCUGCCAUGCCCAACAAUGUUGCUCUGGGAUCUGAGUUUUACCGAGAGAGAAAGAUGGCCGCUGUGCCUAAACGGCCUGCUCGGAUCGAUGUUCUCUGCGACGAGGCUUUGAAGCAUUACCGCCAAGCCAUGAACAAUAACGAGACUGGGCAAAGCACCCAGCCGCCAGUCCGUACCUCCGGGCCCCAGGCAGAUUUGGAGGAGUCUGCCCCCAAUGUGAUAGACUCAUCAUCGCUGCAUCCACCCAGGACCACCGAGUCAAAGAUAAAGAGUGGCCUGACUACUGGAAGUGGCUCCAUUGUCAUCGUGGAUGAUACAGGGUUCGAUUUUAUGCCAACGAUGUCUGGGGGUUUGUCAGAACCCCCGCCAAAUACCAUGGAUCAUGACCCUCGACCUAAUUUUGACAGCAACGUUCUCUCGGGCCCUCUCUCCCAUGCUUCGUCUCAAGGAAAAGAAGGAUAUCUACUUCCGAUAUAUUACAAUGGCCAUGGAUCGGACCCCACCAUCCAGCAUCCAAAUUUAUUGCACAUCCCCCAUCCUGCUUCGACAAGAAGAUCAUACUCCAAUGAACGCCAGUCAAUACCUCGCAAGAGCGCCUCACUCUCCCUCCGCCUCCGAAAGUAUGCCUCUUUCCAGAGUGGAAUAGCUAGGCACCGCCUUUCAAUGGGAAGCGAGGCAGGAACAUCUGUGGCUGGAUCGAGGACCGCGCAAGACUUACCGGGACAAAUAUCCGGUCCACCACUGCGCAGACGCCCUGGUGGGAACCUGCGGCAAAUUCAAUAUGCAGAUGACAUUGAACCGGGCUCCGAUCGCGGGUCAUUCGCUUCAUACGAUGACUCUCUGUUAGAGACUGUGACUACAACCGAGGAUACUGCGUCGAGACCCCAGACCACCUUGAUUCCUCCAAACCCUCGCUAUUCUCUUGUUCAACCAAAUCAGAUUCGGAAUGUCAGGCGAUCUUUCGAAUCCGCUCUUGCUCGUUUCGCGCAGAUUCCCGAUGAUGACGAUGGAGGAAUUGAAUCCACGCUGCUGAAGCUCGAGGGCAAGUGGCCAUCUGAUGGUGAUAGAGAGGCAGAAUCUCGUCAGACUCCUAAUUCUCACGGGAAAUAUGGAGCACAUCGUGAAAUACCUGUUGCUGGAGUUGGAUCCGAAAAGGCCAAGGACUAUGUGAACCCGGACGUUCUAGCUCGGAGACACCAGACAGACAAAUCGGCUUACUCCACCGUGGGGGGUCGGCUCGCGCCACCCAGACCCUACUCUGACUCCGUUGCGGAAUCUGAGGAGUCUUACAAUUCCGUCCCUCUUCUGGAGCGUGGGUUAACCGAUGAGUCGAUGAAGCGACCGGCAACGAACCGUGGACCCAAUGCCGGUAUUUAUGGGGCACCUCUCAGUCUCAUCUCCAGCCGAGACACGUCCGAGCUAGCAUCCUCACAUCCUUCUAUUCAUAUUGUGCAUGAGACCGAAAGCAUGCGGCGUAUUCCUCGAGGUGCAACGGCCCCUGAGUCGGCGCAGUGGGUCGAUGGGCAAAAUACCCCCAAGCGCUUGUCAGCCAUCUCUAUUAAUAUGAUAGAUCCGCGCGAAGCCAUAGCUGGCCGCAUAUCUACUGAUACUCGCAGUCUGACUGCGUCGACUGUCGAUAUCCCGCCUCAUCCUCUGGCGCACCCUCCCUCCCCUCCCAUGACCAUUCAACACCCAGGAUCCUUCGGCUCCUGUGCCUCGCCGAUAGACAAGGUCCUGUUCCAGGCAAACCCUCUUACUCCUGAUACCUCCCCCAGACGCCGGGAUGCGGAAACUGCCGGCACAGGGCCAAGGGACGUCCCGAAUUUCUCGAGCAAUGUACUUGCUAAUUCCGAGAAUCAGCGACAAAUCCCGAACACAAUCGAUACUACUGGCCCUGACCAUGUUCCAUUCAUCCUUGCGUGUGAAUCCCAAGUUCUUGCUCAGCAACUGACAUUGGUUGAGAUGGCUGCCUUGAGUGAAGUGGAUUGGCGCGACCUGGUCGAGAUGAAGUGGAACAGCGGCCCCCAGCGCGUUGUUAGUUGGGCUCAGUUCCUUAAUGCCGAGGAACGUAAAGGCAUCGAUCUCGUCGUUGGCCGCUUCAAUCUUAUGGUGAAAUGGGUUGUGUCCGAGAUUGUCUUGACUCGGGACAUCCAUGAACGGACACGCACAGUCGUCAAAUUCAUUCACACGGCAGCGCAUGCCCGUCGUCUCUGCAACUACGCCACGAUGCUUCAAAUUGUGAUUGCCCUGUCUUCGUCCGAUUGCUCCCGGUUAGAACGGACUUGGGCACUGGUUCCUCUGGAACACAAACGUCUAUUCAAGGACAUGGAGUGCUUGAUUCAGCCGGUGCGCAACUUCAAUGACCUUCGUAUCGAGAUGGAGACAGCCAGCUUGCAGGAAGGCUGCAUUCCCUUCAUUGGUCUGUACGUGCACGACCUCACCUACAAUGCCCAGAAACCCGCACAGAUUCAAAGCAGCGAGGGAGGAAUGCUGGUUAACUUUGAACGCUACCGCACUGCUGCCCGCAUCGUUAAGAGCCUGCUCCGUCUGAUCGAUGCCAGCACAAAGUACCGAUUCGAGCCCGUGCAAGGUAUCAUCGAACGCUGUUUGUGGAUUGCAUCCCUUUCCGAGGAUGAGAUUCAAGCUCGAAGCAAGCGGCUUGAGUGAUUUUGCAGCUCUGAUUAAACUUUGUCUUUUGUUUUUUUC
Molecule: messenger RNA, 5013 nt
Organism: Penicillium cinerascens
Lineage: Eukaryota; Fungi; Ascomycota; Eurotiomycetes; Eurotiales; Aspergillaceae
Product: mitotic regulator LTE1
Exons: 3
Coding region: 1-4974 (1657 amino acids)
Biological process (GO): positive regulation of GTPase activity; Ras protein signal transduction
Cellular component (GO): plasma membrane
Molecular function (GO): guanyl-nucleotide exchange factor activity
Source: RefSeq, a predicted model, not a curated record